This is a messenger RNA of Capsella rubella, 1233 nucleotides long. RefSeq names its product translocase of chloroplast 34, chloroplastic. Gene Ontology annotation, molecular function: protein-transporting ATPase activity; GTP binding. Gene Ontology annotation, cellular component: chloroplast outer membrane. The transcript is spliced from 8 exons. The record is from RefSeq and is a predicted model, not a curated record. Bases 140 to 1081 code for a protein of 313 amino acids. Gene Ontology annotation, biological process: intracellular protein transport. NCBI's taxonomy places the organism in Eukaryota, Viridiplantae, Streptophyta, Magnoliopsida, Brassicales, Brassicaceae.
GAUUUGAAGUAGGCAAUCAAUCAUCUUCAAAAAGUCAAUUUCAGUUCUAGGGUUUUAAUUUGAUACGAGGUCAGCGAAUCCGGCGACGAAUAUCCGCCACUGACAACUCAAGCUCAGUGUAGGACAAGGAUUUGUGUCCAUGGCAGCUUUCCAAAUGUCUCGUGAAUGGAUCGGUAUCCAGCAGUUCCCACCUGCUACUCAAUCUAGAUUGCUCGAGAUCCUUGGGAAGUAUAAAGAAGAGGAUGUGAGCUCGUUAACUGUCCUUGUAAUGGGGAAAGGCGGUGUUGGAAAGUCAUCAACUGUGAAUUCAAUAAUAGGCGAGAAAGCUGCUGCAGUUAGUACUUUCCAGUCUGAAGGACUGAGGCCAACCUUGGUCUCUCGCUCAAGGUCGGGAUUUACAUUAAACAUUAUCGAUACUCCUGGUCUUAUCGAGGGAGGAUAUGUGAAUGAUCAAGCCAUCAACAUUAUCAAACGAUUUCUCCUCAACAUGACUAUAGAUGUGCUAUUAUACGUAGAUCGUUUGGAUGUAUACCGGGUGGAUGACUUAGAUAGGCAAGUUGUCAGUGCUAUAACAGAUGCAUUUGGUAAAGAGAUAUGGAAGAAGUCUGCACUUGUUCUCACACAUGCUCAGUUCUCUCCACCGGACGGGUUAAAUUAUGACCUCUUUGUCUCCAGAAGAUCCGAUGCUAUUCUUAAAGUUAUCCGUACAGGCGCUCAACUGAAGAAACAGGAUAUGCAGAGUUCAUCUAUUCCUGUCAUUCUUGUUGAGAACAGUGGAAGAUGCCAUAAGAAUGAAAGCGAUGAAAAGAUUCUUCCGGACGGGACUAGUUGGAUUCCCAAUCUGGUCAACACAAUCACAGAGAUCUCUUUCAAUGGCAACAAGGCGAUUCACGUUGAUAAGAAACUCGUGGAAGGGCCAAACCCAAACGAAAGAGGAAAACGUUUAAUUCCUUUAAUCUUUGCUUUCCAGUACUUGUUGGUGAUGAAGCCAUUGGUUCGAGCAAUCAAGUACGAUGUUACUAGAGAGAGCAAACCGGCGUGGGAGAUGCGAGACUCCGGUUUAGCAAGUCGAAGGUCUUGAGUUGACACGAGUUUUGUUUUUGUUUGUUUAUUUAUCUGAGAGAUUGUUCUGUAGUUGAAAACUUGUUAUGAUGACUUGAGAAUGUGGUUCACAGAUUAUAACUCUCGGGAAGUAAACUUAUCUUAAUUAUCUUCUGCAACCUCCUUAAUUAA